Hippoglossus stenolepis (Pacific halibut) is the source of this 5729-nucleotide messenger RNA. It is a transcript of the gene zmynd8, whose product is annotated as zinc finger, MYND-type containing 8. Gene Ontology annotation, molecular function: protein binding. NCBI's taxonomy places the organism in Eukaryota, Metazoa, Chordata, Actinopteri, Pleuronectiformes, Pleuronectidae. The record is from RefSeq and is a predicted model, not a curated record. Gene Ontology annotation, biological process: regulation of DNA-templated transcription. The transcript is spliced from 22 exons. Bases 1539 to 5168 code for a protein of 1209 amino acids.
UAUAUCCAUAGAAUACUGACUGAGAGAUCAUGCUUUCUUUUGUCAAGAUUUAAAGAGGACAGCAUUUGUUUAGCUUCCCCUGGCCUGUUAUGCCAAAAUGGCAGGCCUAGUGAAGGGAUCCAUGACGGCAGAGACAGGGAGCAGUACAGAGGGGAGUCCCAAGAGGAAUUAACAGAUGGCAAACUGACAACACAUUAAGUUUAAUGUAGGCCUCAAACUGUCCUGAGAGCAAGGCAGCAGGGUACUGUGGUUAACAGACUAACAUGGCAAUGAAAAACAGCCUGUAUACAGUCUAGUUGCCAAAUUUGUCUACACCUCACCCAAAAUCUAGUUCACCUCAUCUAAAUGCCUGUUUCUUGUUGAAUAAAAACAUGCUUUUUACACCCCUUUUCCUGUAAGCUUUUCCUGAUCACCAAUUUUCUAAAACAUCAAUUAUCUACUGACUAAAUAUGCCGGAGCACCUUAUUUAUCACAGUGUUGGAGGAAUUGCCCGAGCCUAAUGGUGUGCACUGCCUCCCUGUGUUGUUCUCUGCUGCCGGAGUGUCAGCCAUUUUAGAGAGCUUCCCCUUUCUGUCCCUCUGCUCCAAGCACACUGGUUAUUUGUAUGUAAGAGAGAAGGAAAGAAGAAGGGAAGGACUUCCUCUGAAAAGGCUCUGCACACAAACCUCAUCUCAUCAGAGAGGCUUGAAAACCUGUUUGAAGUCGACAAGGCUUAUAUCCACGAUGAGGCAGAGUAUGCUAAAGAAGAGUUGGAGAGAGAGGGAGAGGGUUACGACUUCCUCACUGUCUGGGAGGCCGGUGACAUUUUCAGUCCUGUCUUUGUGUUCACUAUUAAGGCCCAUGCUGCACAUCAACAUGCUGAGCCACAUAAUAAGCUGCAUGUGGUCCCUCACAGUAGAUUUGACUGGUGCUGCUGUGUGUAUGUGCUGUGUGUGCGGUACACAUAUUGGUCAGUGAGAGAGAAGGAGAGAGACGGAGAGAGGGAGAGAGAGAGAGAGAGAGAGAGAAAGAGAGAGAGUCUUCAAAAUGGACGCCUUGCACAUACACUGGUUGAGAGCACAGCGAGGGAGGGAAUCUGAUCCUCUCCCGGUAAAGCCUGAAGAGCUACGCCUUACAUGUCUGAUAAAAGGCACACAGACAGUACACGUCUGAAUGAGGUUUUAAGGGAGUGAGGGACUCUGUUUUCAGGAGGUUUUUUAACAAACCGUGAGGAGAAGUCCUCUCUGCAUUGCAGCAUUGUGGCAGAGGAGAGUGGGGAGAAAAGAGCCCGUGUGCCACACUGAGGCUGAGCACCCAAUCAGGCACCUCCGUGUGGUGCCGGAGCCAAUCGGCAGUCUGCAGCCGAGGUUAAAGAUUGACAAUUGCAGGAGAGAGCAGCAGGGAGAGAAGGCCUUCUGGGAAACCUGGACCCAUCGUUUACCUCAUCCCCCAACGCCCUCAAUAAUUGAAAAAAGAUUAAAGAAUAGGCUGGAGAAUCUGUAUGUGAGUAAGGAAAAAGUGUGACAGAGGAAGAGGGAAAAGAAACGGCAGCAGAAGGAAUGGAGAUAUCAACACGAUCCAAAGUUUCAGACACAGGGUCAACGGAGCGGAUGUCCCAAAAACGAAAGAUGCCAAGUCCAUCUCAAUCAUCCAAUGGCCACUCCUCCGCCGAAACCUCUCCCUGCCCAAUUAAAAAGAAGAAGAAACCCGGUGCUGUCGGCAGUAGCAAAGACCAGUCAGAACUAAGACACGGCCCCUUUUACUAUGUGAAGCAGCCAGCACUCACCACAGACCCUGUUGAUGUUGUACCGCAGGACGGCAGGAAUGACUUCUACUGCUGGCUGUGCCACCGCGAGGGCCAGGUGCUCUGCUGUGAGCUCUGCCCCAGGGUGUACCACGCCAAGUGCCUCAAACUACCAGCCGAGCCUGAUGGCGACUGGUUCUGUCCGGAGUGUGAGAAAAUAACAGUUGCCGAGUGCAUAGAGACUCAGAGCAAAGCCAUGAUGAUGCUAACUAUAGACCAGCUGUCUUACCUACUAAAGUUUGCCCUUCAGAAGAUGAAACAACCAGGUGAUCAUCCCCGCUUGUCAUCUCGCUCCCCCCAUGCAGCUUCCACGCAGAGAAAGACUUUUAAUUGGACUGAACCCUUCCAGAAACCUGUCUCUCUUGAACAACAUCCAGAUUAUGCGGAGUACAUUUUUCAUCCUAUGGAUCUUUGCACACUUGAGAAGAAUAUCAAAAAGAAAAUGUAUGGCUGCACAGAGGCCUUCUUGGCAGAUGCAAAAUGGAUUUUGCACAACUGUAUUAUAUAUAAUGGAGGCAAUCACAAACUCACAGCUACAGCUAAAGUUAUAGUAAAAAUCUGUGAACAUGAGAUGAACGAGAUUGAAGUUUGUCCUGAGUGUUAUUUGUCUGCUUGCCAAAAGAGAGACAACUGGUUUUGUGAGCCUUGUAGUAACCCACAUCCUCUAGUGUGGGCCAAACUGAAAGGAUUUCCAUUCUGGCCUGCUAAAGCUCUGCGGGACAAAGACGGACAGGUGGACGCUCGUUUCUUUGGUCAACAUGACAGGGCAUGGGUUCCUUUAAACAACUGCUACCUCAUGUCAAAAGAAAUUCCAUUCUCUGUGAAGAAGACCAAAAGCAUCUUCAACAGUGCCAUGCAAGAGAUGGAGGUCUAUGUGGAGAACAUGAAGAAGAAGUUUGGAGUGUUUAACUACGCACCCUUCAGGACACCAUACACUCCUGACAACAACUUCCAGAUGCUGCUGGACCCCUCCAACCCCUCGUCCACUCCAGUCAAAACUGAGAAACAGGAGAAGAUCAAGCUGAGCUUCGACAUGACCGCCUCGCCCAAGAUCCCUCUGGCAAGAACCAUGUUGUCUGGGGCUGGGCUGGGAGGGGGCACAGUUGGGCGUCGGCUCCCUCUAAGUGACAUGCCUCGCUCCCCCAUGAGCACCAACUCCUCUGCCCACACCGGUUCAGAUGGGGAACAGGAGACAGCAGACAAGUCGCAGGCAAAAGCCCAGAACAGCCAGUACAGUGCAGGAGAGGAGUCCAUGGACUGUACAGCAUCACCUGCCCAUCCUCGACUUUGUCCUGCAGGCAGUUCAUUGGACAGCCCUAAACCAUUCCACUCUCAAGCUCCUGGCCACCCCAAGCAGGAGAAGACACCACAGACAGGAAGCAUUCUCAACCUCAAUCUAGAUCGGAGCAAAGCAGAAAUGGACCUAAAAGAGCUAAGUGAAACAGUUCAGCAGAAGCAAGGAACCACACCAGUCCUCACGUCUCCAAAAAGACAGAUUAAGAGCCGUUUUCAGCUGAACCUGGACAAAACCAUUGAGAGCUGCAAAGCACAGUUGGGUAUUGAUGAGAUCUCUGUGGAUGUGUAUAAAGGUGUGGAACACAGUGACUCAGAGGAAUCUGAUAAGUCUGACUCAAGUGACAGUGAGUAUGCCAGUGACGAUGAGCAAAAGACCAAGGAAGGCCAGGACGAAGCAACUAAUGAUGAAGCCCAGAAGGACACGAUCAAAAAUAAAGUCAAAGACCUGUCAUCUACAAGCCAAGAUAAAGAGGGUAAAACUGAUACCCUCCUGGCAUCUGAGUCUGCAGCAGGUGACACAGCUCCAACAGCAUCAGAUGUUCCAGCUAAAGAGAAAAUAAGCACUGAUUCAGGAAAACAAAGCCCAGAGAAGAGCAAAGCACCUCCAGCAGUAUCACCUCCUCCCAGAGACAAGUCUCAGGUGAAAGACGAGGGGAAGCAGCCUGUGCCCGUGGAGGACUCUGACUCUGAGAGGGAGCUGGUUAUUGACCUUGGAGAGGAACAGAGGGGCAAAGACAGGAAGAGGGGUAGGAAAGACACCACCUCUGUAAAAGAGUCACCUGCUAGUAAACCUGAAGGCAAAGCACUGACCCCAUCAACAGUGCCAUCUCAAAACAGUGCAGCUCUCUCCACACCCUCCACUGUCUCCACACAGUCCCCAAUGGCCAUUCCUGUCACCAUGGUCUCCUUCACUGCUCCCUCCCCCACAACCAUAAGCCUAGCAACGGUGUCCAGUGCCACAGCAUCGCCCCCCUCCUCCUCCUCCUCCCCCUCAGCCUCCACCGCUCCAGCUUUGAAGAAACAGCGCCCUCUGCUGCCCAGAGAGACGGUGCCCGUGGUGCAGAGAGCUGUGGUGUGGAAUCCCACUACCAAGUUUCAGACCUCCUCGCAGAAGUGGCACAUGCAGAAGGUGCAACGUCAGCAACAGAGCCAGCAACCUGUUGCAACCACCCAGGCGCAGGCCUCGUCACCUAGGCAAGGCCAGGCUCAAGUGGUGACCCAGACUCAGGCUGGGACUGCGUCGACAGCGGUGUCCUCAUCCUCCGCUCAACAGUCUUCACAAAGUACACGCUAUCAGACCAGACAGGCUGUCAAAGCUGUUCAACAAAAAGACACUCCACUCAGCACAAACACGUCUGCUGUCACCCUGGUAUCCAGUAGUCCAGCUUCUGUUGCCAUGAUGGCAACAACAAGUCUAGGAACAGCAGCUUCGUCAUCGCCGGUGGCAACAGACCUGUAUAUCCCCACUGCCUCUGCAGAUGUGGCUGCAGACAUUGCCAAGUACACAAAUAAAAUAAUGGAUGCAAUCAAAGGUUCAAUGACUGAAAUCUACAAUGACCUUUCUAAGAGUACUUCAGGAAACACAAUAGCAGAGAUAAGACGACUGAGAAUUGAAAUUGAAAAAUUACAGUGGUUGCAUCAACAAGAGUUGUCAGAAAUGAAGCACAAUCUUGAGCUGACAAUGGCAGAGAUGAGGCAAAGUCUGGAGCAGGAGAGAGAGAGGUUGGUGACUGAGGUGAAGAAACAGAUAGAGCAGGAGAAACAACAGGCAGUGGACGAGACGAAGAAGAAACAGUGGUGCGCUAACUGCAGGAAAGAAGCCAUCUUCUACUGCUGCUGGAACACAAGCUACUGCGAUUACCCCUGUCAGCAAGCCCACUGGCCGGAGCAUAUGAAGUCCUGCACACAGUCAGCCACAGCUCCACAGCAAGAACCCGAUGCUGAAUCGACAGCAGACCCCCCAAACAAAGGAGUAGGGCAGACGAGCAGUGGCCCGAACUCUCUCAGAGACAUGCCUGUCUCUGCACCAUCAGAAAAAGACUGUGACGUGGAGAAAAGUGCUGACAGUGUUGCAGUUUCUUUAUCCUAACCCAACUUACUAUACUUGAAAAUGUAAAUGUAUAGAGUGUUUGUUUUUUUAUCACUACAAUGAUGUGUUCAUAUAUAUUGUUCUGUUCAAGUGGCUGUUAAGGGAGCAAUCCAAAUAAUUUUUAUUUAUAUAUAUUUUUGUCUGCCUAUCGGGGCUCACACACUGACCCUGACACGUAAUGGUCUUUAAAACAUUUUAAAUGUAGAAACAAGACUGGCAGCAGAUAGUUAGCAACCACUGGAGGGAGCAGUCUAAAAAAGUACACUGCAUACUGAAGCACUUUGUUGCCAUCUAUAUAGAGCUGCUAGUAUAAAUAAAGAUCUGAAGAGCAUGCUGAGUGUCACAAAACAUCCACAUAGUGUAAAGGACAACAGUGUAACAGUUAAAAACUGCAAAAAAUGUAACCCUGUUUAUGGACCACCUCGGAUUUAGAUUAGAGGACUGUUGACAGAAAUGUCUGUACAUUUUUUUAUUUUGUAUUCUAUGUUAAUUUAUUUGUUAUUCUAAUGUUGCCUGCUGUAUACUACAAAGAAAAUAACAAAUACAAACAUUUUAAAUGAG